Molecule: messenger RNA, 1129 nt
Organism: Prunus persica (peach)
Lineage: Eukaryota; Viridiplantae; Streptophyta; Magnoliopsida; Rosales; Rosaceae
Exons: 4
Coding region: 158-778 (206 amino acids)
Source: RefSeq, a predicted model, not a curated record
UCUCUCUCUCUCUCUCUCUCUGUGCAUUUUCAUCUGCAAGUACUCUCAGCCUGUGAAUUUCACCAUUUUGGCCAUUGGGCUCACAGAAAGGCCUAAUCUUUGACAAACCAUCACAUUUUCUCAGAUACCCAUUUGUGCACAUUCAGCUAAUUUGAUAAUGGACACAACAAUGCUGGUACCUCCAUGGCUGGAGCAAUUGCUAAGCACCUCAUUCUUCUCAGUCUGCCGUACUCAUGGAGACGCAGCCAGAAGUGAGUGCAACAUGUUCUGCUUAGAUUGCAGUGGUGAUGCUUUUUGCUUCUAUUGCCGUUCCUCUAGACACAAAGAUCACCAAGUCAUUCAGAUAAGGAGAUCUUCAUACCAUGAUGUGGUGAGAGUUUCAGAGGUACAGAAGGUAUUGGAUAUAAGUGGAGUUCAAACAUAUGUUAUAAACAGUGCCAGAGUUAUGUUUCUGAAUGAGAGGCCUCAGCCUAAGGCUGGGAACAAAGGGGUUCCUCACAUUUGUGAAAUCUGUGGCAGAAGCCUCUUGGACACAUUUCGUUUCUGCUCACUGGGCUGUAAGCUUGUAGGGAUAAAGAGAAAUGGGGAUGCAAACUUUACCUUGGAGGCAAAGAAUGAGGAGGGAAAUGGGAGAAGAGAAGGAAGAGGGGCAAUGAGAGAGGAAGAAGAGUUGCGUGAAGGCUCACAACAAGACAUAUACCCGCCCACGCCGCCUCCACCUCCUUCCACAACAAGAAGAAGAAAAGGCAUUCCACAUAGGGCACCCUUUGGGUCCUAAUUUGAAGAAAUGCCCUUCAAAAUUCAGCAAAUUAUAUUCACAACCCAGCAUUUGUUUUCUGCAGAAAAAACCAGUCUCUUUUCUUUGCUGUCUAUGUUCAAGAAAGUGAAAGGGGGUGCAAACUACAAAGCCUUUGGAAUUGGAGGUGGGGGGUCCAAAAAAAAAAUACAAAACAAAUGGGUAUAUUGGUAUUGGGGGUAUAGAAGAAGAAGAAAAGUCUGUUCCUUUUGGGUUUUGGGUCCCCAAAAACAACAAAUUAUCUCAUUGUGAAGAUGCAAUAAUGCGUAAUUGUUAUUGAUAGUUGCAAGGUGUACAUGUCAAUUAAGAAAUUUAAAGCGCGUCUUUGUGGAA